AUGUUCUACGAAGACCCAGUUCCCCACCCGCUCUUCGUGCACUCCUAUUAUGAACCAAUCCUCCCCGACCUCCCCGAGCUGAUCCAAACCGAAGACGCGCACUUAAAGUUAGUGCUAGAGAAGCGCCGAGGAGGUGGCGCCCGCGGCGGCGGCGGCAAGUCCGUUGGGAAGUCCAGAGGCUCGCACCCCCCGUCCUCGUCGUCCUCAUCUGGCGCGCGCGCGCCAGUGAACAUCGGGGGCGCAACGCACGGCGCGUCCAUCGCCGUACCGUACGGCGACGGGAGCGCCAAGGUCGUGCCCAUCCCCGCCGGGGAGCCGUUCGCGGGCCGGACGUACGGGGGCGGGACGCGGGCGAACAUCUACGGGACUUCGACGUACGGGAGCGGGUACCCGGGGCUGCGCGCGGGCGAGGUGGCCGGGCGCGGCUUCCCGUUCGUGUUCUGGCCCGUCGUGUGGGGGACCGGCGCCGCGUACACCGCGGCGUACCUGCUCGACCAAGAGUACGGCGCGCCGGACAACGCCACUCGCCCGGGGGGCCGACUCAUGCAAGCCGCGCUCCUCGCCUCGGCCUCGAACACGACGCUGCACGUCCUCGCCGACGCCGCGACCGUCUCCGCGCUGCUGCUCGCGCUCCAGGAGAGCUGCGGGGCCGUGCUCGUCCCCGGCUCGCUCGCGCCGAACGCGUCCGUCGCGUUCGACGGGGACGGCGCGCGGCCGCUGCCGGAGCAGGUGGUGCAGUACUACCGCGCGAGCAGCGUCGCGCUCGCGCUCGACGGGUACAACAACUCGGCCGCGGUUGGGCGCGACACGCGCGCGGACGCGGGCGCGACGCCGCUGCCGGGGUGGGUCGACGGUGGGCCGCUCGCGUGCGUGAACGAGACGAUCGGGGCGAGCGCGCCGCUCGGUGGUAGCUAG
Molecule: messenger RNA, 915 nt
Organism: Epithele typhae
Lineage: Eukaryota; Fungi; Basidiomycota; Agaricomycetes; Polyporales; Epitheliaceae
Exons: 4
Coding region: 1-915 (304 amino acids)
Source: RefSeq, a predicted model, not a curated record